Messenger RNA from Nezara viridula (southern green stink bug), 2115 nucleotides. The record is from the annotation of a GenBank genome assembly. Lineage: Eukaryota; Metazoa; Arthropoda; Insecta; Hemiptera; Pentatomidae.
AUGUGGCUUACUUCAGGAGCUAAGGCCUUAAGCUCCGAUAACAGGAUAAUCACUGCCAUCCAGUACGCCACCCAGUCCUCCAUAUACUCGUCCGAGGACACGGCAGCAGAGUUGACUACUGCACAGACCAUUAUAAUAUCAUUUCUGUAUGCCCUACGAGAGAGAGACCUGCCGUUGAUCAAGACAUUACUAGAAGUCUCCUCUACAGUUCCACAGAUCAAGUCUUCAUUCUUGAGUGUCUGGCUGAGAGACGAUUUCUGCUUUCCCAGAGGAGAUGUUGCCUCCUGCCUUUCUACCCUUGGGAAGCUGCUGCUCGACGGGACGCAGUUCCCUUGGCCAGUAGCUGCAACACUCGCCGGCCUGGAUGUCAAGUAUCGCAUUCAAGAAUGUUUUGCGGAGGCUGACGACACAGCAGGCCAAAUACUCCUUUCUACAAUGAACACUUGUGUAUCUGAGGGAACACAAGUUGACUAUGCAAAAGAAUUGCAGUCUAAGGAAUCAAAAACCACUUUGGUGAAGCAUGUCAGUUUUCAAUUGCCUUUAGAAAUGACAUCAACCGGAACACAAGCUGGGAUCAUAGUCCAUGAUCGUGGUAUUUCAGUUAAACCAGAACAGUAUUCUACAGGGGUUCAGACCACAGAUCAGAGCAUGAUAACAGCGUUGAACCCAUAUACUUUGACCUCCCAUUCAAUAUAUGCAAUACAAAAGGAAAAGACAUCAACAGAGACACAAGCUGGGCUUAUAGUUUAUGACCGGGGGGGGGUUUCUGUAAAACCAGAACAGUCAACUAUAGGAAUUCAGACCGUAGAUCAGAACAUGGUUAAAACCUUGAAGCUCCCUCCGUUGACCUCUCAAUCAAUUCAUCCAAAGGAAAAGCCUGUGAAUAAUCAUGCAACUGGAAAAGGACUACAAAAUAUGCUGUUCAAUGCCUAUGAAUUUCUUCCAGAAGAUCAAAUCAUAGCUGAGGACCGCUACAAAUCUCUUCACACCACACCUAAUAAUUCUUAUGGAUCUCUUCUAAUGCCUUCACAGAAUCAAACAAAAAUUCCUAUAUCUAUUAAUGAUUAUUUAUUUAGGGAACCCAAAGUUUCAUUUAAACCGGAACAAUCAACUACACAAGUUUCGACAACAGCUGAGUCAGGAAAGGAUUCAAGACUGAGUGCUGGAACUGGUAACCUGUUCGAAUCUACAUCCAUUAAUGCUUCUGGAACUCUUCCAAUUGCUCAACCGACACGAAUAACACCUGUUGUAUUUGAAUCCACUACUGCUGAAAGGGAUAUAUUUCCAGAUUUCCUUGCAGAAAUGAGAAAAUUAGAUAAAAAGGAUCUGGCAGAAACCACAAAAACAAUUUUUUCCAGUGACUGUAUGCAUUCAUCAAAGUCACAAAAAGAGGUUGGACUACUUUCUUCUAUGAAUUUUCCUUCGACAACAAAAAAAACUACAAAUUUUAAAUAUUCCUAUGGUGAAGAUAAGAUGAAAGAUAUAAUUGACAAAUCAGUACCAGUUUCAAACACGAAGCAGCCAAUUUCUAAGGAAAUGGCGAAUGAACUAAUGUACAGUGCGAUCCAAAAGGAUGAUGUCAAAUCCCUUGUCAUCGCUAUCAAUGCUGGAGCAGAUGUAAAUCACGAAGGUGUCAUGAAGAAGAGACCAUUGCAUGUGGCUGCUUCGGCUGGAAGAAUCCAACCGGCAAUAGAGCUGAUACACUGGGGUGCAAAUGUAGACUCCUUGGAUAAUUGGGAAGAAACCCCGCUUUUUGUGGCUUCUGUGACAGGGCAUCUCCUCAUGACAGAGGUACUUGUAUCGGCUGGAGCCAACAUCAAUCACAUGAACAGGGAGCGUAAUCGUCCACUCCAUGUUGCAGCAAGCGCUGGGCAGCUGGAGAUCGUUCGACUACUCCUCAGCAAUGGGGCCGAUGUGGACUGCAGGGGCGAAUCCUUGAGGACUCCUCUCCACUGUGCAUCCUUGUUUGGCCACCUCUCAGUGAUCGGGCUGCUCCUGGAUCGAGGAGCUGAUCUUAUGGCCGUCGAAGUAAGUGGCCACACGCCUCUCAGCCUCGCCAAGUCCAACCAACAGAAUCUAGCGGCCGAGUUUCUGCAUUACAGAAGUCGUUUAUGA